AUGGACAAGGACCGGGAACAGAUAGUCGUGGGGAGCGACCAGUCCCCGGCACAGCGACAGUUGACCUUUCAAUCGUACCAACAACCCUCACCAAGCGGUACCACGGCAAGUGGGCGUGCCCCAGCUCAGAAGCGAUACGAACUCAUCGACGGACAAUGGGUACAACUCACCGCCGCCGGCCUUCCAAGGAAGAAGCCUGGUAGGAAACCUGGCUCCACGGUAAAGCCCAAGACGACCGAUGGCACCGACCCUGCCAAGGCUCGGAAGCCUCGAAAGCCUCGCGACCCCAACGCCCCGCCUCUGCAGCGGAAGCGCAAGAUGACAACUGCUUCAGAUGCGGAUGGAGAUUCUGAUGCCUCUCGGACUCCCUCGGGGCAACACGUGAACGUCUCGUCUCCAUCGCAACAACACCUGCUUCUUGGAGCUUCUGAUCAGCGAGGCUCUCCGAAAAUGCCAAAGAGGGAAGGCUAUCCAGGCUCAAUGCAAAGCAUUUUAAAUGCUGACCCCCCCUCCACCUCAAUACCUGUACGCAGCAGCGGGCUUAGCUAUGAUCCCAUUCGCGGUAACUACGACCCCGUUCGCGAGACUAUUACAUCCCACAGUGCCAAUCCGUACUCAUCAACCUCGGGCUCGCCUCGUGGUCCAACUCAAGCAGCCAACCGAUCUCCUUCAAUAGCGAGCAUGAUUGAACCACAGGCUCGAACCGCGACCUCACCUAGCUUAUCACAGCAUGGACAGCAAACAGCUUCGGCUCACGGCCGUCUUCACGGCCAAGACUCAUCAUCCGUGCCGCCUUCGCCUUCCUACAAAGCUGCAUCAGUUCUCGGUACUCGCCCAGGCGCGGCGGACCCCAAGAAGGAGAGCGCCGUCGCUACUAUUCAACGACCAGUCAUCAACCAGGCCAACUUCACGACUAUAUCCAACGGCCCAAUUCGAAGGGCCUCUCCGAAGCUGAAACCCACCACGGGCGUAUCUACGCCCAGAACAGACACUCUCGAUGAUUUCCAAGACAGUGAAGGGCGUUCCAUUCUGGACUUUGGAAAGGCCCGGCCGGGUGAGGAGUUCCAGGCUCCCACAAUCGUGUUGAACAUCCCUAUUAAAGCCGGCGAAACCAACAAAUAUGUCAAUUUUAUGCGAUUAGCUGAAGAUCGAUAUGGAUGGGAUGCCCUUCACCCUCGCCAGGCUGCCAACCGGGACCGCAAAGCACGUAUCGAAGCUGCUACUGCGUCCCUCGAAAAAGCUGAGCUCGGCCGCGAGUCUGGAGAUGAAAUGUCACUCGAUAACUCUGAUGGGGAAGCCAGUAACCCGGAGAAUGGAGGUACCAGUGGGCCCGAUGCUCAGGUGAAGCCCAAGAAGAAGAGAAACUUCAAGGAGGACCAGUAUGAUGUCGAUGACGAUUUCGUUGACGAUUCAGAACUACUAUGGGAAGCACAGGCUGCGGCUAGCCGGGAUGGGUUCUUUGUCUAUUCUGGACCACUUGUCCCGGAAGUGGAAAAACCAGCGAUCCCUCAUGAGCGACCUAAGCGUGGCCGAGGCAGUCGAGGUGCCCGUGGCAGCAGAGGCUCAACCAGAGGCGGCACUGGGACAGGGCGUGGCGGUGGCCCAGGAUCCCGUGGAGGUACGGUUACCAGAAAGCCUCGCAUCACCAAAGCCGAGCGGUUGCAGCGUGAACGAGAGAAGGCGGAACGCGAAAGUAUGGCACAAAUCAACAAGACGCCUACUAAUGGAUACGUGCUCCAACCAUCAACGCCAGCUUUUUCUGUCAGUGAACUGGGUGCUUAG
Pochonia chlamydosporia 170 is the source of this 1782-nucleotide messenger RNA. RefSeq names its product histone promoter control 2 (HPC2). The transcript has 2 exons. The record is from RefSeq and is a predicted model, not a curated record. NCBI's taxonomy places the organism in Eukaryota, Fungi, Ascomycota, Sordariomycetes, Hypocreales, Clavicipitaceae. Bases 1 to 1782 code for a protein of 593 amino acids.